Oppia nitens is the source of this 2372-nucleotide messenger RNA. Its product is annotated as GPI ethanolamine phosphate transferase 3-like. Gene Ontology annotation, biological process: GPI anchor biosynthetic process. Bases 57 to 2372 code for a protein of 771 amino acids. The transcript is spliced from 7 exons. NCBI's taxonomy places the organism in Eukaryota, Metazoa, Arthropoda, Arachnida, Sarcoptiformes, Oppiidae. The record is from RefSeq and is a predicted model, not a curated record. Gene Ontology annotation, molecular function: mannose-ethanolamine phosphotransferase activity. Gene Ontology annotation, cellular component: endoplasmic reticulum membrane.
CUUAAUGUUGAUCGCAAUUAAUUGUUGGAUCAGUUAGUCCGACGACGACAACAACAAUGAACCACAAGCUUAACAUAUCGUACUACUCGUUGCUGUUGCUCUGGCUUUGCUUCGUUUACGGCACCGGUAUCUGGCUUUUUACUACCGGUUUUCUAUUGACCCGACCGGCCAGUCAUCGGCAGAGCUCGUGUGGUGAUAAUCACAACGACGACUCCGGCCAAAUCAAGGGCCGCACUCCGGGCUGCAGUUUUCCGGACAGAUAUCGAAAAGCCAUUGUCUUAGUAACCGAUGGACUUGUCUAUGAUUUUGAUGGCCAUUUCGGCCAUAAUAGUGAUAAUGAGGUGACAAAUAGUGAUCAGAAAAUAAUAAACAAUUUGUUUAAUACAUAUGAAAAUCGUACAAAAGUUUAUAAACUCUUUGAUAGAUAUUUGUUAUCAAUGAGACAAACAUUGGAAACGAUAAUAACGGGUAGUUUACCAACUUUUAUCAAAUAUCAUAACAAUUAUAAACUUUUUGAUAUAAUUGAAGACAAUUUAAUUAAACAAAUGAAUAGUAAAUCGCGUAAAACUAUAUUAAUGGCCAAUAAGUCGCUGAAAGACUUAGUGCCAAAUGAUUUAUUUAGUCAAACAUUUUACUAUUCAGAGGUGACUGAUUUAGAGAGAAAACUUGUUGAAGAAGUCAAGUCAAGAGAUUUUGAUUUAUUGAUUAGCGAUUUGCCGACAUUUAGCCAUUUGAAAGAUGGACAACAACUCAUGAGUUCCAAUGAAUCAUUGGUUGCUAAUCGUUGGACUAAAUUAGCAAAAUUAUUCAAACAAUUGGUAUCACUCAUUGAAGACGACGACAAAACAAUUUUGUUUGUCAUCAGCGACAGGACAUCCGUAAAAGUGUCUUCAAAUGCCAAUCCAAUGCCAAACGAUUCUCCAUUUAUUUUUACCUUCAGUUCACAAAAGUUGUCACCAAUUGAAAGCGCAUCCAACUUCGUGAGCAAAAUAGAUUUGGUGCCCACACUGUCACUACUGUUGGGAAUUCCGAUACCGUUUUCAAAUGUCGGACGAGUGAUGAGCUCGUUGUUUGAAUAUCCUAUUGACUGCCAACACGUAAAGCCGACCAACGAGUUUGCCUGUCAUGAAGACAUACCCCAAAUCCAGUCUCUAUGGACCAGUAUAUCUGCGCUACGUAUAAAUGUGGCACAAAUUCAACGAUACGUUGCAUCGGUUGUGCCGAAUGUUAUCGACAAUAAACUGGAAGAACUACUCGAACGAUACGAUCGCAAUUGGGUUCUAUUGAAUCACAUUCCCAGCGACGACAAGUCGGCCACUAUUGACAAACUGAAAGAGUUGCGCAACAAUUAUAACAGUUAUAUCGUACAAUUGACUGACCAUUUGACCAACAAUUUGUCAGUUUAUGAUUUGCGUCUAAUGUUUAGCGGUCUGAUUGUCAUAUUGUUGUCGUGUGUCUUCAAUUUAGUUAUCAUUUAUUGGAUUCAAUCGCAUCAGCAUUUGAUGAACUAUUGUUCAAAACUAUGUAUCGGUAUAGUCAUGGGUGCCAUCACUGCUAAUCUGAUCCGAAUUCUUGACUUUCCAUUUCACGAAAAUAUUGUCAACGAUAUACUAUUUCUGAGUGCUGUCACCUCUAUUGUUGUACCGAUGGGUUCAUUAGUUUUAUCGAAAGUCAUAUUUUUAUUAUCACACAAUCGUUCCGUUUAUAAUAAUAAGAUAAUAACUAAUUUAUUUAUCAAACCAUUCAUAGAUAAGCCAUUGAUAAUAAUUAUGAUAGUAUUACCUAUUUUAUUUCCGAUCAAAGUCUGCGAAACUAAUUCAAUGAACAGUGAAUCGGGAAAUCAUUUGUUUCAAUCACUUUUACUAUUGAUAGUCACUAUCUAUCAGUUAUUAAUGAUAUUUCAAUCGCCAAAUAGCGGUUUAGGACUAAUGAUAAUAUCGAUGAUAGCAUUAAUUUAUUUGAUUUUGUUGCGCAAAACCGGUUCAGACAAUAGUUUUAUUACAAUAAUUAUCUGGUAUUUGAUAUCAACUUACGGUUUCUUUAUCACUGGUCAUCACAAGUCUGUCGAAAUGAUUCCCAAAGAUAUUAUAUUUACGACAAAAAACAUAAAUUUUUGGAUUCAUAUAAUACCAAUAAUUAUAAACAUAUAUUCAUCGCAACUAUUUUUGGCGAUAUGUUUGCCAUUGUUGGCCGUAAUUGUACCGCAAUUGCAUCGAACCACUAAUCGACUUCAGUAUACCUCAGAUGGACAACAAUUUUUCAAGACAUUUGCCAAUUGUUUAUUGAAAUAUAUGUUUUUAAUUGGAUUAACGUUAUUUGGUAUCUCUUUGUUGGCGGCAAUCGUGAGAAACGAUCCGAUGUCUUAUCAAUAA